Messenger RNA from Adineta steineri, 1176 nucleotides. NCBI's taxonomy places the organism in Eukaryota, Metazoa, Rotifera, Eurotatoria, Adinetida, Adinetidae. The record is from the annotation of a GenBank genome assembly.
AUGUCUACCAAAGUUGGUUGGCAAUUUGAAUGUUCUAACUCAAGUUGUUCACCACUGGCUGUUGUUAUUGUGUUGAAUAUCCGCCAAUGUCACAUGGCUUGUUUAGCUGAAGUCCAUUGUAAAGCAAUUAGUUUUCAUAAAUCAUCAUCUAAUUGUGAAUUAUUUGCUGAUAUAUCAAACCAAAAUGGCAAUCUGGUGAGCAACACGGACAUUAUUACUAUGAUUGUUAUGGAUGGAACAAGAAUUCCAGUCGAACCGACUACAACAUCAACCACAACGUCAUCAUCCACUUCAUCAUCAACAUCAUCCACAUCGUCGACAUCAACAACAACCUCAUCAUCAACAUCAUCCACAUCUUCAACAACAUCAACAACAACAACCACAACUACUACUUCAUCAUCAACAACAACAACAUCAACCACUUCAUUAUCAACUUCAUCAUCAACAUCAUCAACAACAUCGUCAUCAACAUCGUCCACUUCGUCAACAACAUCAACAACAACAACAAAAACUACUACUUCAUCAUCAACAUCAUCCACAUCGUCAACAACAUCAACAACAUCAGUAACAACAACAACAGCCGCCUGCAGUAUGUUUCUUAAUCAAACUACUUACUCAGUUGGUAGUGUUCCAAGAUCAGUAGCAGUCGUCGACGUGAAUAGCGACAAUAAAACCGAUAUUGUUGUUGCAAACUAUGGCGAUAGCACCGUCGGUGUUCUUCUCAACACAGGCAGCGGCACCUUUAAUGCUCAAACGACUUACCCAGUUGGUAGUAGUCCAAGAUCAGUAGCAGUCGUCGAUGUGAAUAGCGAUAAUAAGCCCGAUAUUGUUGUUACAAGCAUUGGUUCGAGCACCGUCGGUGUUCUUCUCAACGUAGGCAGCGGCACCUUUAGUACUCAAACUACUUACUCAGUUGGUAAUGGCCCAUAUUCAGUAGCAGUCGUCGAUGUGAAUGGCGACAACAAACCCGAUAUUGUUGUUGCAAACUAUGGUUCGAACAAUGUCGGUGUUCUUCUCAACACUGGCAGCGGCACCUUUAAUGCUCAAACCACUUAUUCAGUUGGUACUUAUCCACAAUCAGUAGCAGUCGUCGAUGUGAAUAGCGAUAAUAAACCCGAUAUUGUUGUUGCAAACUAUAUUGUAGCGGGCACCGUCAGUGUUCUCUUGCAUUGUUAA